AUGACAACAGUUUCUGCAUUUAGUGGAGGCAAGGACUCAACCAUUAUUAAAUGGUGCAUAAAGGAAUUUCGGAGAAUUCAAACCGUUUUCGGUGGGAAGCGGUCUUCCUCUUACCCAUUUCACACCGGUCCCAUCCUAUCAAUCGCCAUCUCUAGCGACUGCAAGUAUUUGGUAAG
Messenger RNA from Dicrocoelium dendriticum, 176 nucleotides. Lineage: Eukaryota; Metazoa; Platyhelminthes; Trematoda; Plagiorchiida; Dicrocoeliidae. The record is from the annotation of a GenBank genome assembly.